AUAACGGCGGAAACUUUUUCCGCGGCCCUAGGCUAGAUGGGCGUCCCCGGCGUCCAAGAGCCGCGAUAGCGCGAGAGCAGAAAACCGGAGGUCAUGUCCGGGAUUUCGACCUCCUCCCCUCCUCUCUUUCGUUCUCUCGCUCCCAAAAUCUCCACCUCCUUCCCUUCCCCACCUUCUCCUCCUCUUCCAUCUCUUCCUUUAUCGCUACCCAAAACCCACUCUCGUAGAAUCGUGGCGAUGGCCAUGUCGGGGACUAGAAUCCCGACCGCGUCGCUCGAAUACAUGGUCGUGAAGCCGCCAUCACACCCCACGUACGAUCUGAAAUCCGUCAUCGGCCUCGCUCUCUCCGAAGACGCCGGUGAUCGAGGGGAUGUAACUUGUUUAGCCACUGUUCCGGUGGACAUGAAAGCAGAAGCCCACUUCAUUGCAAAGGAGGAUGGGAUCAUUGCAGGAAUUUCUCUUGCAGAGAUGAUUUUUAAUGAGGUUGAUCUGUCAUUAAAGGUUGAAUGGUCUCAGAAAGAUGGAAACUAUGUUCACAAAGGCAUGCAGUUUGGCAAAGUAUAUGGUUAUGCACGCAGCAUUAUUGUGGCAGAAAGGGUUGCCCUCAAUUUUAUGCAAAGAAUGAGUGGAAUAGCAACACUAACGAAGGCUAUGGCAGAUGCUGCACAUCCUGCAUGCAUCUUGGAGACGAGGAAAACUGCUCCAGGCCUACGUUUGGUGGAUAAGUGGGCGGUACUUAUUGGUGGAGGAAAAAACCACAGGAUGGGUCUAUUUGAUAUGGUAAUGAUAAAAGAUAACCAUAUAUCAAUAGCUGGAGGUGUGACAAAUGCUAUGAAAUCAGUAGAUCAGUUCUUGGAGGAAAAGAAUCUUCAAAUGCCUGUCGAGGUUGAGACAAGGACAUUAGAAGAAGUAAAGGAAGUAUUGCAAUAUGCAGCUCAAAAUAAGACUUCUUUGACCCGGAUAAUGUUGGACAAUAUGGUUGUUCCUCUUCCAAAUGGGGAUGUGGAUGUUACAAUGCUUAAGGAUGCAGUUACACUGAUAAAUGGUAGAUUUGAAACUGAGGCAUCUGGAAAUGUCACCCUUGAAACGGUGAAUAAAAUUGGACAAACUGGAGUAACAUACAUUUCCAGGUGGAUCUUUUUUUGGCUAGACCCUUCUCACUCAUGAUGAAAGCAGAAUAGUUUUGCACUAAAAGAUCUGGAGUCGGAGCAUUGACACACUCUGUGAAAGCGCUUGAUAUCUCCCUCAAAAUAGACACAGAGCUUGCCCUCCAGGUUGGAAGGCGUACAAACCGAGCCUAAUAACAUCGAAAGUUAGUUGUUAAACCCUCCUACUCGGUCUGCAUCUUUUCUGCUAUCAAGUUCUUUCCUGACUGGAGAUUCAUAUAUCAUCUCUAUUUUUUUCUGAGUUUCCGACCAAUUAUCAAGUGACGUAAAUUUUGUUACAGAUUGUAGUCAGCUGCUCCUUUUUAAUCAAACCACUUCAAUAUCUAUAGACUGUUGUCGGGCAUAUAUCAUAAAUUUGAGAUCCCAGGACAACCUAGGGCUGUACCUUUUCAGCAGUGCAUUGAAGAAGGAAGCUAAAUUAAAAGGAAAGAAGUUCUGCUCUGACUGGAAUCAACGAAUAAAGUUGCUCGAAGAUGAACUAUCCUGAUAAGGCCUUGAGUAGUAUGGUUUUUUUCAUGUCAUCUGACAUUUGGCACAUUAUAACUGGAUGACUCCAUAAAUUACAUCUUCUUUUUGCUUAGCAAAAUUUCAUAUUUCCAAAAUUUAAUAUAAUCAGGGAAUGUUUUCUACUUUUUUCAAAC
Elaeis guineensis (African oil palm) is the source of this 1807-nucleotide messenger RNA. Its product is annotated as quinolinate phosphoribosyltransferase [decarboxylating] 1a. The record is from RefSeq and is a predicted model, not a curated record. Gene Ontology annotation, biological process: NAD+ biosynthetic process; quinolinate catabolic process. Lineage: Eukaryota; Viridiplantae; Streptophyta; Magnoliopsida; Arecales; Arecaceae. Gene Ontology annotation, cellular component: cytoplasm. Gene Ontology annotation, molecular function: nicotinate-nucleotide diphosphorylase (carboxylating) activity.